This is a messenger RNA of Schistocerca gregaria, 2895 nucleotides long. RefSeq lists its product as uncharacterized. The transcript is spliced from 12 exons. The coding region runs from base 16 to 2700 and encodes 894 amino acids. NCBI's taxonomy places the organism in Eukaryota, Metazoa, Arthropoda, Insecta, Orthoptera, Acrididae. The record is from RefSeq and is a predicted model, not a curated record.
GAACGUCAACAGACAAUGAAUUACGAGAUGGGACCUGGCGUGUCGACGCUCGCGUUGCUGGUGCUGCUGGUGGUGGCGGCUGGUGAGGCUCUCCACAGGCCAGGCCACGCCUCGAGGCACGGAGGUCGGGUCAGAGCGGCCCACAGGGCCGGCAAGGCGCCCCCAGGGACGAGGAGCAAGGGCGCCUCCGAGGAGCCGCUGCUGGUCACCAUCAAGGCCGCCAAAGAGCUCGAAUUCGACUUCGGAGACGAUGGGACGUUGGAAAAGGAAAUGAAGGCCACCGGACGCUACGACCCAAAACAGGUUUUGGGAUACGACCUAACAUUGGACAAUCACGAGCGUAACCGCAUCUUUGUCACGACGCCUAACGUCCGUCGCGGCAUCCCGGUGACGCUGAGCACCAUACCCUACGACGGAGAGCAGAGUCCGCGCCUGAAGCCCUACCCCAACCUGGAAAUGCACCACACCACGGAGGACUCCGUCACGAACUGCUACACCCAGCUGGUGAACGUCGUCAGAACGACGAAAAUAUGGUCGGAUGAUUCUGUGCUAUUCGUCCUCGACAACGGUGUUUUGGACGUCACAACGACACCCAAACAAGUGUGUGAACCCAAAAUAGUCGUCUUCGACCUGUUGUCUGAUGAGCCCAUGAUCUCCUUAUUUAUCAAGAACGCAGCAUGCAACUCGUAUUACAACUAUUUGUGGGUGGACGACUGCCCAGAGGAUACCUUGACGGCGUACAGCUCUGACGCCAGAAGCAACGUACUGUCGGUGACGGAAUUCAAAACUGGGACCACCAAACACCUGCAGAGCCAGUACUUCCACCCCAAGCCUGGCUUCUUCUUCACUAAGGCGGGAGGUCCAGCCUACUACCUGCCCGACGGCCUCAAUGGAUUGGCGGCCGAGGAGAGAUGCAACGGGAGACUCUACUUCCAGGCAUUCGCCAGCAACAUCCAGGGUUUUGCUAAUAAGCAGGUCAUCCUGGAUGCAAAAGAUGGGGAUGUUUUGGAUAUCAAGAUGCAGGGUGAUCUGCCAGGAGAAUUGCCUGGGCAGAGUGGAGUAAUGGCAGUGGAUCCAAAGGGGCAGUUGCUAUUCUUUCCCGUGUUAGAUGAACUGGCCAUCUACUGCUGGAAUACGAGCAAGCCUCACAACCCAAAGAACUUCCGCAUGAUAUUUCAAGACGAUGAACGUCUACAGUUUGUCAGCAGCAUCAACAUAGAUCCCAUUACAGGAGGACUAUAUAUAAUGAGCGAUCGAUUGACAUCCUAUCUAUCAAAUACCACUAACUUUUCUGAAGACAACUAUCAAAUACUGUAUAGUGACAUAAAUAAUACAGAAUGUUCCCUGCGUUAUACUUCCCGGUGGACCGAGGUCAGGUACGAGAUGGGACCUCGCGUGUCGACGCUCGCGUUGCUGGUGCUGCUGCUGGUGGCGGCUGGUGAGGCUCUCCACAGGCCAGGCCACGCCUCGAGGCACGGAGGUCGAGUCAGAGCGGCCCACAGGGCCGGCAAGGCGCCCCCAGGGACCAGGAGCAAGGGCGCCUCCGAGGAGCCGCUGCUGGUCACCAUCAAGACCACCAAAGAGCUCAAAUACGACUUCGGAGGCAAUGGGACGUUGGAAAAGGAAAUGAAGGACACUGGACGCUACUACCCUAAAUUGGUCGUUUCAUUUGACUUAACAUUGGACAAUCACCAGCGUAACCGCAUGUUUGUCACGACGCCUCUUGCCUGGGGUGACAUCCCGGUAACUCUGAGCACCAUCUCCUACAACGGAGAGCGGAGUCCGCUCCUGAAGCCGUACCCCAACCUGGAAAUCCACCACACUACCGAGGACUCCAUCACCGACUGCAACUCCCAGUUGGUGGACGUCAUCAGAACGACGAAAACAUGGGCGGAUGAUGAUACUCUAUACGUCCUCGACAACGGUGCUUUGGACCUGUGUACGACUUCCAAAAAUGUGUGUCCGCCAAAAAUUGUCAUCUUCGACCUGCGAACAGAUGAGAUCAUCAAGUCCAUAGUAAUUCAGAACCCAUUCUGCGAUUCAUGGUACAACAAUCUGUGGGUGGAUGCGUGUCCAGAUGGUAGCUUGACGGCCUACACCACCGACCCCAGAGGCAACGUGCUGUCGGUGACGGACCUCACCACUGGAGCCUCCAAAAUCCUGCAGAGCCAGUACUUCCACCCCAAGCCCGGCUACUUCUUCACGAAGGCGGGAGGUCCAGCCUACUACCUACCUGCUGGCCUCACUGGAGUGACCGCCGACGAGAGCUGCGACGGCAAACUCUACUUCCAGGCGUUCGCCAGCAACAUCCAGGGCGUUGUCGACAAGCAGGUCAUCCGAGAUGCAAGCGACGGGGACGUUUUGGACGUCAAGACGCAGGUUGAUCUGCCAGGGGAAUUAUCUGGACAGAGUGGAGUAAUGGUGGUGGACCCGAAGGGACAGCUGCUAUUCUUCCCCGUGCUGGAUGAAAUGGCAAUCUACUGUUGGAACACGAGCAAGCCUCACGACCCAAAGAACUUUCGCAUGAUAGCUCAAGACGAUGAACGUCUACAGUUUGUCAGCAGCAUCGACAUAGAUCCCAAAACACAAGGAUUAUAUAUAAAGAGCAAUCGAAUGACAUCAUUUCUGACGAAUACGACCAACUACUCUGAAAACAACUUUCAUAUUUUGUACAUUGACAUAAAGAAUAUAGAAUGUUAGUUUUGUGUACCAACAGAUUUGAUUUUGUGAAUGUGUGGAGGAAGUUACUGAAUCAGCAAGGUUCAAUUAAUGUAAUUACCACUGUAUGAAAUAUUGCUAAGAAAUAAAUACAGAAUCUGCAAAAAAUUAAGACGAACUUAAUGUACUCACUUUUAAGACGCAGAAUAAUGCAAAUUAAAAUUUAUUACAUUGUGA